Molecule: messenger RNA, 914 nt
Organism: Fopius arisanus
Lineage: Eukaryota; Metazoa; Arthropoda; Insecta; Hymenoptera; Braconidae
Product: Troponin T, skeletal muscle
Exons: 3
Coding region: 410-814 (134 amino acids)
Biological process (GO): regulation of mitotic cell cycle spindle assembly checkpoint
Cellular component (GO): anaphase-promoting complex
Source: RefSeq, a predicted model, not a curated record
UCGUGAAUCCACUCGGUGUAGAGAUAAUUCUGGCAUUAGUGAGUCGAUUUUCAAGUUUCUCAAGAUUCACCGAAUUGUGAUUUUCCGUUUCCUUGUUAAUUAUCUCAAGAGGAAGCAAUUUGAGAGGAAAUCAUCAUUCGAAUUUUUUGUGGAGAAUUCUAUAAACUACAAAAAAUUUCUUUACAGUUUUGCUAUAAACUGCAACGCUAUCGAGAUAAUUAUUAUUUUUUGGUGUUCUCCGAAAUUUUCCACCUUAUCAUCAACUUAACUCUUCAAACGUUUCAAUGAGGGCGCGAGUAGUUCCUUGAGCUAAAAAAAAUCUGGUGCGCAUGUCUCAUGUUGCCAUUUUUGUUUACCUCGGCUGGUCGAGACCUAAACAAUAUCAUUGACAGUUUAAAUUGCUCCAAAAAUGUCGUUUAUGCCACUGUGGCCCAAUUUGCAACCGAGAUCCACCGAUCCUCUCUGGUUUAAUGCUGAUAAACCUUGUGAUGACGAAGAAGAAGUCGACAAACUAGAGAGUCUUCAUCAAUCCUGGAAAGAUCGCACUAGAACUGCUGGUAGUGACCAAAUACCCAUUGGAAAAUCAGCUAGUGACUUCAGGGGAUCUGAAGAAGAGGAGGAAGAGGAGGAAGAGGAAGAGGGUGAGGGAGAAGAGGAAGAGGAAUCUGAUACUCAUGAAGACGAGGAGGAGGAGUUCGAUGAGAUUGACAUGGAGGUGAGCUAUUCUCACCAGCAGCAAAGGUCCAGUCCAACUGAUGCUGUCACUGACCCUGUGUCCAUCAGAAUGGUCACACAGGGUCCUCGAUACUCUUAAAACAAUCCUUCGACUUUAUAAAUAGGUCAUUUCAUUCUGGUGUUCACGGAAAUUUAUAGAGAAAAUGUAAAUAAAUAGAUGUUCUCGAUUUUUCAAGAUG